UCGGUAGCACGCAAGGCAAGGGAAAAUGGUGCGCGCUUAAGUUCGGAUCGACAUCCAUCCUCUUUUUUUCUUUUUGUUCUCAGCUUGACCGGCCAAGCCACUGACUUAUUGUCUUGAGCAAUUGGACCAAUUGAGGAACAAUGGCGCUCCUGGGCUUGAACAAUAUGGCGAGAUGGUUUGUUCUUGUUAAUGUACUCGUGGGAUUGUGCUUAGCACAUCCCGAUGCGAGGUACCCACCGAGGAAUGCCGUUGGAAAGGGCUCGAGAAGAGCGCGCAGUCCUCUUGCUCGAUUCAAUGAUAUUGUAGCUGGAGAUGCAGUGUUGGCGGCGACGACAAGCGAAAGUGCGCCCGCUGCUACGAGCACGCCACUGGAAUGUUUUCAAGUUUCCGAACCGGUAUUGGCCCCAGCUGAAGAAUCCGCUGGACAAACGGUGGUUUUGAUGGAGCAUUCAUUCGCCAGCAGCUAUGGUAGUCCGUUUGUCGGCAAUUACACACCACCGGAUUUUGAAUUCGAUCACGUAGUCAUCAACUUCACCGUUUUAGUGAAAGGACGACAAUAUGAUCGAACGGGCGUAUUCUACAUCGGAGAUACCGAAGUGUGGAGAACGUCAACUGCCGAGCCUACAUCCUACGGCAUCCGCUGGUCAUGGUUGAAAGACCUGACUCCCUUUACGUCUCUCUGGAAGCAGCCGCAGACUCUUAUCUUCGACCUGGAAAAUAAUGUGGAUGCUACGUACACGGGGAUCCUAAAUACGACGCUUACGGCGACAUUCUUCAAAAGCCCUGCAGCUAUCGCUGCUAGUACCCGUGCGCCCGCCGAUCUGAUCAUCCCCAUUUCCACAAGAAAUGGGUCGGCUGGGCAGCCAAGCCAAUUCGUGUACCCGGAUCAGAACGCCACUAAUACUGUCGGCUUCCCGCAGAACGCUAAUCGCGCUGUAUUUACAGUGGAUGUUAAGGCCCAGGGCGAUGAGGAAUUCUGGUGGAGUAAUGUGCCACAAAGCGCCAUCAAUACCUUUGAAGCUGAAUACGGCACGUACCCCGGUUACUCGCCUUUCCGAGAAGUGCAGGUUUUAAUUGAUGGUGAACUCGCCGGAGUUGACUGGCCCUUUCCGGUGGUUUACACCGGAGGUGUUGUUCCUCAAUUGCACCGACCAAUUGUUGGACUCCAAGCGUUUGAUAUCAAGGAACAUGAAAUCGACAUCACGCCUUGGCUACCGCUUCUCUCCGAUGGCAAGGAGCACACAUUCACCAUCCAAGUUGUCGGUCUCGAGGACGAUGGAGUGUCAAGCGCUAAACUCUCCUCUACCGUAGACGAGGAAUGGUACAUAACCGGCAAGAUCUUCGUCUGGCUCGACGACGAGGACUCCAUCACAACCGGUGUACUAGGCUCCGCAUACGCCAGCGAACCCAGUAUUUCAUUCUCGCAACGAUUCACGCAGAAUGCAUCAGGCGCCAACGAAACCCUCGACUACACAAUCGCAGUAACGCGUACGCUAUCCAUCAGCUCGUACGUGAAAACACAAAAGGGCGAAGGUACAGCGACAUGGACGCAAUCACUCUCAUACUCCAACAACGGCGGCCUAUCUGCACAAGGUUACGAUAACAUAAACACCUUCGGCAUCGCCGGCGCCGACGCCGCCACGGGCGCAGGGUUGGAUAUUUCGUACUCGUCUAGUUAUAGCUACCCGCUCUUCUGCAACAGCACUUCCGCGUACUCACCCGAGGGUAAUCUAACCCUACAAGCGGACCUGAACCAAACCUUAGUCCACGAAGUACGCGGUGACUCCGUGUUUCCAACCGGUCUCGAAGCAUUCCUCGCCGCAAACGGGACCAGCGCUGACGCGCCGCCGUUCGUGGGUUCGUUGCUGAGCACGUGGAAGAAUGGUUCUGCGACGUAUGAGAGGCCUGCUGAUAAUAGUAAUAGUACGGGUGUUGGGUCGGCGCAUCAGGAAUUUUCGUUCCGGGGUGUGUUUGAUGAGGAGGAGGAUGGUACGCCGCGUAGUGCGGAAUUGUAUUAUCGUGAUGUUAGUGCGUAUAAUGAUACUGUUACGGAUAAUUCGGUUGUGUUGGGGAAGGCGGAGUAACUUGGGUAUGAGCUUGAAUAGCUUGGGUAUGAAUGAGAUGUUAUGAUGUAUAUGAAAUGGGUGGUUUAUAUAUAUUUUAUGAU
Hypoxylon trugodes is the source of this 2167-nucleotide messenger RNA. RefSeq names its product peptide N-acetyl-beta-D-glucosaminyl asparaginase amidase A-domain-containing protein. Lineage: Eukaryota; Fungi; Ascomycota; Sordariomycetes; Xylariales; Hypoxylaceae. Bases 141 to 2084 code for a protein of 647 amino acids. The record is from RefSeq and is a predicted model, not a curated record. The transcript is spliced from 2 exons.